CAGUCCAAGCUGAGCGGACGGCGGAGCCGCUUUGAGGAUUGCGCCGGUGAGGAGGAUGCGCGCGUCCCCGCCGGAGAGGCUAUGAGGAAAGAGAUUCACCUGCUGGGUUAACAGAAGAGCGCACCGCACCAACAGAAUGCGGGAAAGGGGUCCUCGCAUUUGUGGAGUCGGUGUGUGGAGUCUGCUGCUAUCCCUUUGUUUGGCCUCCCUCACCCAUGCACACCGGAGUCACACAGUGCACGUGAAAGCAGGAACGUGUGAAGUGAUAGCUGCACAUCGGUGCUGCAACAAGAACAAGAUCGAGGAAAGGUCGCAGACGGUCAAAUGUUCCUGCUUCCCCGGUCAGGUCGCCGGCACAACUCGGGCGAUGCCCUCCUGCGUUGACGCAUCCAUCGUUGCCCAGAAGUGGUGGUGUCAGAUGGAACCAUGUAUGGAAGGUGAGGAGUGCAAGGUUCUGCCAGACCUCACAGGAUGGAGCUGCAGCACCGGCAACAAAGUCAAGACCACAAAGGUGACCCGAUAGUCUCGUCCAUCUCAAAAGAAGUAGUCUGGAAAGUUGGCGAAACAAAGCACAAUGGACCUAUCCAGUUACGAGGAAAAGCACUGACACGAGUCCCUAAAGGGAAGUAGCGAUUGUUUCAUUUUUCCAAGGAUAACCGAGAACCGAGGGCAGAAGAGGCAGGACUCUACUCUGCUUUCCAUCACCAUAAACACAGCUCAGUCCCCUGUGUGCUCUACAGCAGAGGACAACUUUGUGCACACAAAAGAGAUCUUCGACCUAAAAGGCACUCGAUCGGAUGACGGAGCAUCAACGACUUUACAGAUAUAAAAAAUACAAAAUUCUUUAACUUUUUUCAGGCUGUGCUCCAUACAUGUAACAGGGGAAAUUGCGUUUUUUUUCUUUCUUUAGUUCUGUUUUCCAAUCGUCCCCAGAAACAGAGGGAAGAGGAUCACCAAUGCUUGCUCGGUGUGAUGUGGGUGACAUAUUCAAAUGAAACUGUGCCACAUGUAACCCCUCCCACUUUUCUCAUAAUGUAUCCCGGAUCUGCAAAUGAAUCUUUUUCUUUCCUGACCCCAUUUUAUUUUUCUUAUUCCAGGAGAAGAUGAAAAUAUUUUCCCUUUGUGGUUUACCACAUGCCAUUUUUCUGAUGCCUACAGUUUAUCAGUCUUCUUUUUUUUCUCUUACGUUUUUCAAAGUCCUUUCAAAGUUGAGGUUAGACUAAUACCAAGUAGAUGUAAUGGUGCACUGCAACAUUUAAAACCCGUAACAGAACGGGGUCGUGGAAUCACCUGGGCUAAAGGUAAACUGAUGCUCUAAUGGUUUUAAUAUCUGUGUUUUUAAAACGCCUGUUAACCUCUAUUGAGUACAUGUGUCAGUAUUAUAUGAAAUGAAUUAAAAAUUUCAAAUGAAAA
Oryzias melastigma (Indian medaka) is the source of this 1413-nucleotide messenger RNA. Its product is annotated as chemokine-like protein TAFA-3. The transcript has 5 exons. The record is from RefSeq and is a predicted model, not a curated record. Bases 137 to 523 code for a protein of 128 amino acids. Lineage: Eukaryota; Metazoa; Chordata; Actinopteri; Beloniformes; Adrianichthyidae. Gene Ontology annotation, molecular function: receptor ligand activity.